AUGCGCAACUUUAUCAGAGCUGUGCUCUUAUUGUCACCUGCACUGACUUUAGCAUCGGUUCUCUCAGGAAAGAGCAAUUUGAACGACCUCAAAUAUGGCGUAUCAGUAGCUGACCACUCAUCUGCUGUAAUUAGCCUCAAUAUACCUACCAACUGGGGCCCAUCCCAUGACUGGUCCAGCGAAGCAUUUGAACUUCAUUUGGAGGUGUUCCCUUCGGCAGAUGUUUGUGACCAGGGAAAGGUGACCAUUGACGGUCAACGACUACUGCAGGUAGCAGAAGGGGGUGCGAUGACUGGAAAAGGACAGCUUCAAGCCAAGACAGAAAGAGAGUUGGUAACGAGCUGGGAGUUUCAUUGUGUUAAAGUCAACGGAGUCCCUGAUUCGAGGCUGCUGAGAUUCGUUGUCAACACCAUAGACGGCAAUGAAAAGAAUAUCGUUGGAUUUACUACUCUUUUCAGACAAACGGGGAGUACCGAAAUCCUCAGAAUCGAGACUGAUCUGUCCAUUCCCGACACAGUCAUAGCAAAUCCAAACCCAAAUGGAUUACAACCCCUUGGAGAAGGGCCACCAAUUCCCCAAACCGAGUGGAAGAACGAUUUCAACGAACUUCAUUGUUUGCGAACUCAGCUUCGCGAGUUAAAGCACCUUAUCUGGAAGAAAGAGCAGCACUUGUCCCGCAAUAGAGCUCCGCCUCCUGAAGUGAACAUUCAGGGUUGCGACAGCUUGAAAUGUGUGGCAGAAGCUGUGAUUCACAAAGCGAGGACUGCUGCUCGCAGAUUAUCUACCAAGGCCAAGGGAGAUGAUAUAUGGUCAGCAAACGGUAUGCAUCAUGGGGCACCGAAACAUCGACGAAAGAGUCUUUGCCGUGAAACGCAGCCUCGGCGGGAUCCAAACUCAUGUCAGGGUCGCCGCGGUAGGCUUUCUCCCGGCUGCAACUCUAUCUCGCAUAUACCGGAACGUCUUCAAGACGGCCGUUCGACAGACGAAGAGGAUGACUCCUGGCCCCAAUCAGACCGCCCUCAUCCUUGUUCCAAGGCAAAGGGGCCUUGCAAUGAGAAUGAUCACCACUCAGCUCACGAUCUUGACGGCCAUCAUCACCCACUGCCACCUUCCGGAGAACUUUCCACUCAAAGGGAUGACGAACACGAUCUUUCCACCAACAUAAAAACCCUCUUCCAAAAGACCGCCUAG
Glarea lozoyensis ATCC 20868 is the source of this 1191-nucleotide messenger RNA. RefSeq lists its product as uncharacterized. The record is from RefSeq and is a predicted model, not a curated record. Bases 1 to 1191 code for a protein of 396 amino acids. The transcript is spliced from 2 exons. Lineage: Eukaryota; Fungi; Ascomycota; Leotiomycetes; Helotiales; Helotiaceae.